Molecule: messenger RNA, 931 nt
Organism: Suillus fuscotomentosus
Lineage: Eukaryota; Fungi; Basidiomycota; Agaricomycetes; Boletales; Suillaceae
Exons: 10
Coding region: 1-855 (284 amino acids)
Source: RefSeq, a predicted model, not a curated record
AUGGUCGUAAAGGAGGGCCAAAUCUUCUUGAGACACCAGAACUACACCGUCUGCACUGUAGAGCCGGGGAAAGAAGAUCCGCACUACAUGCCUUUGUUGGACCUUUCCCAAUGGCACGUUAGGAAUUAUGCAUGCAAUCGAGCGUGGGUCAGAUCACAAUAUAUAUCGAUGCAGGCGUCCCUGAAAUUGAAGCAUGGAAUACCUAUAACUGUCACCAAGGCACGUGUAUUCACUUGGAGAUGGGAUUAUUGGUAUCAGCCUGAGCUCGUAUAUGCAUCCCUGCACACUUUAUCAUCGGAGGCUCCCCUAUGUAAAUAUGCGCUGUGUCAGGUUAGCGCAACCGCGUGCACAGUCGCGUAUCAACCGCUUCAUCAGACACGGUGUGGGCGUGUUGGGGACCUCGAGUCUACCUUAAGACUGUGGAGUCGAACGAUUCACCAAUGGAUCGUCAUUCUCACUCGCGGUAGCCAGUGGGUCGAGGCUAUCGCGUCUCGUCCGUUCAUGUUCUGGACGUUAGACCAGAUGAACCAAGUUGUCGAUCAACUGGCCAGUAUCGAAGACCUUGCAGAAAAUGACUCUAUUGAGGAGACCGGUGUUGUAUUCUGUUGCGGACAUCCAACUGUCCUAACAUACGUAGCGCUUCACGUUUUACAAUGUCAACAGUUAUCGAGUCCACGCUUUUCUGAUGACCACGGUUCUGUGCGGGUGGCUGUGUAUACUAGCUGGAAGUUGACCUUCGGCCAAGUUCCUCAUAAACGAUGGAUUUUAAUGCUGCAUAAUCGGUGGGAGUACCCUCGCGCAAUUCAGACACUCGGUGACGAUCACGUUUGUCGCAAAUUAUGCCUUGCCACAUGAAGCUUAAGUGUUAUGCCAGAUCAGUGUUGUGCAACUUCAUUCUUACCCACAAAUUAUUAGCCUGAGUGCAUCUUAG